This is a messenger RNA of Leishmania braziliensis MHOM/BR/75/M2904, 1074 nucleotides long. RefSeq lists its product as hypothetical. Gene Ontology annotation, cellular component: checkpoint clamp complex. Gene Ontology annotation, biological process: DNA repair; DNA damage checkpoint signaling. Bases 1 to 1074 code for a protein of 357 amino acids. The transcript has a single exon. The record is from RefSeq and is a predicted model, not a curated record. Lineage: Eukaryota; Euglenozoa; Kinetoplastea; Trypanosomatida; Trypanosomatidae.
AUGUCUAUUUACUGCCGUCUUGCGUCGCCGCCAGUGUUCCUUCGCGCACUGCACACUGUGUCGGUCAGUCGCGAUGGGUGGGCCACUGUCGUGUUCACCGACUCGCAUGUCGUCCUGCACGUUGAGGGUACGGAUGAGAACAUGACAGCAACAUGCACCCUGCCGAAGAACCUCUUCGCCGAGUACGCCGUCGUCGAGACGCGCUUUGCGCUGCACAUCCCUACAUUGAUCGACGCGCUACUCAUGCUUGGCCCAUCAGUGGCAACAGCGUCGACAAGAGCCGUUCUCGCGUAUCCGACCGACGAUGCGAAGCUUCUCGUGGAGCUGACCCCAGCAGAUCGGUUUGCGGGUGGUGGCUCACCGACGCUGUCGGACCUCGGUGUGGGCGGGGAUCGCAUGCUUCAGUCACUGCUCGUCACCCGUAACGUGCGCGACCACUUACUCGAUCUGCGCUUCUCCGAGGCGGCACUUUUGGCGCAGGUGACGCUGCAGGGCGACGCCGUGCGCGACCUCAUCGCCGACGUCACAGCGGCGCAGUGCACCGAAGUGUCUAUCCGUAUUGACCCUAAACUAGGCGUCCUUCUGCGCGGUGAGGGCGGUCCAUACGGCGAGGUAGAGGCGCACGUCAACGCCAACUCUGAAGUACUGUUGUCGCUGUCGCGCGAACGCUCCGCCAGCACACGCGUCUACACUCACCAUCUCGCCUUGGCGUGUGGCGCAAGGGGUGGAACAGGGGGCGGUGGUAGCAGCAGCGGCGGCUCCGGUGCCGGUGGAACUGGCGGGGGACGCCUGCGUGGCACAGUCCCCGGUGGUGGAGGCUCCAGCACGCGGGAUGGGCGCCUGUCGAACACUGAUUACAUCCUGAUGGGUCUCGCCGCCUCCGCCGUUGGGGCUGGUGGCAGUGGUAGUGGUGGUGCAGCUGUCGGUACUCUUUUUGGCGGCUUCGAACGGCUGACACUCCAGAUCAAUGCACAGAGGCAACUGAGUGUGCUGCACAUGCAGCGGGAUCAUGAGCUGAAAGUGUCCGUGACGGUUGUAGUGAUGCCGCUCAGCUCGGUCUACGACGUUCUGUGA